Erinaceus europaeus (western European hedgehog) is the source of this 1772-nucleotide messenger RNA. RefSeq names its product SWI/SNF related, matrix associated, actin dependent regulator of chromatin, subfamily a, member 1 (gene SMARCA1). The record is from RefSeq and is a predicted model, not a curated record. Gene Ontology annotation, biological process: nucleosome organization; regulation of transcription by RNA polymerase II. The transcript has 10 exons. Gene Ontology annotation, molecular function: DNA binding; histone binding; ATP-dependent chromatin remodeler activity. NCBI's taxonomy places the organism in Eukaryota, Metazoa, Chordata, Mammalia, Eulipotyphla, Erinaceidae. Bases 136 to 1365 code for a protein of 409 amino acids. Gene Ontology annotation, cellular component: nucleus; chromatin.
GCGAAGGGGGUGGAAGCAGAGUGAGUCCCUUCCCCAGCCGCGCUGCGCUGCGUCGAGCUCCUGGCAGGGCAGCCGCCGCCUCCCCAGAACCCCAGUCCGGCUCUUCAGCCCCCUCCCCGUGCCUGCUCCAACGCCAUGGAGCCGGACGCUGCCGCCGUGGUGGCAGCCACCGUGGCAGCUGCUGAUGCACCCGCCACGGCCAGGGUGGGAGAGGACGAGCAGCCGGGGCCGUCUGCCUCGAGGGAAGUGGAGGAGGAGAAGGAGAAGGAGGAAAAAGAGGUAGAAGAAGAGGAGGAGAAGAAGGGAGCGGCCGCCCUGGCCCCUGAGAAGGGCGAGAAGAAGGAGAAAGCAGACCAAGCAAAGAGAUUUGAAUUUUUACUGAAGCAGACAGAACUUUUUGCACAUUUCAUUCAACCUUCAACACAGAAAUCUCCAACAUCUCCCCUGAACAUGAAAUUGGGACGUCCUCGAAUAAAGAAAGACGACAAGCAGAGCUUAAUUUCUGUUGGAGACUACCGCCACAGGCGCACAGAACAGGAAGAAGAUGAAGAGCUACUUACAGAGAGUCGAAAAACUUCUAAUGUAUGUGUUAGAUUUGAGGUGUCACCUUCAUAUGUGAAGGGAGGGCCACUGAGAGAUUAUCAGAUUCGAGGACUGAAUUGGUUGAUCUCUUUGUAUGAAAAUGGAAUCAAUGGUAUUUUGGCUGAUGAGAUGAAAGGAUUCACCAACUGGACUAAGAGAGAUUUCAAUCAGUUUAUUAAAGCUAAUGAAAAGUAUGGAAGAGAUGACAUUGAUAAUAUAGCUCGAGAGGUGGAGGGUAAAUCCCCUGAAGAAGUCAUGGAGUAUUCAGCUGUAUUUUGGGAACGUUGCAAUGAAUUACAGGAUAUUGAGAAAAUUAUGGCUCAGAUUGAGCGUGGAGAAGCAAGAAUUCAGCGAAGGAUCAGUAUCAAGAAAGCCCUAGAUGCCAAAAUUGCAAGAUAUAAGGCUCCAUUUCACCAGUUGCGUAUUCAGUAUGGGACAAGUAAAGGAAAGAACUAUACUGAGGAAGAAGAUAGAUUCUUGAUUUGUAUGCUACACAAAAUGGGCUUUGAUAGAGAGAACGUGUAUGAAGAAUUAAGACAGUGUGUACGGAAUGCUCCUCAGUUUAGAUUUGACUGGUUCAUCAAAUCUAGAACAGCAAUGGAAUUCCAGAGGCGCUGUAAUACUCUGAUUUCAUUGAUUGAGAAGGAGAAUAUGGAAAUUGAGGAAAGAGAAAGAGCAGAAAAGAAGAAACGGGCAACUAAAACUCCAAUGUCACAGAAAAGAAAAGCAGAGUCAGCUACUGAGAGCUCUGGAAAGAAGGAUGUCAAGAAGGUGAAAUCCUAAAGCAUAGAAAUAAAAUUUUAAAUGGGAAACUGCUAUUUUCUUGUUCCCAUCUUCAAAUGCUAAUUGCCAGUUCCAGUGUAUUCAUGGUACUCGAUGAAAAAAAAAUUCUCUUGGUUUUGAUUUCUUGCAUAUUUUUUAUAUUUUACAAUGCUUUCUACCUGAAAUGUGUAGCGUUAUAUUUUAUGCAUUCUAGUAUUUUUGUGUACUGUAUUUUGUGCAUUCCAUGUUUUCAUUGAAAUCCUCAGUCCUCGUUCUUUAAAAUCUUGUACUGAGGUUUUAGCUUUUCUAUGUUUUAUAUGCCGCUGCUUUGAAAGAGAACCUAGAUUCUAUAACUGUAUUAUUGUUGUUUCAUACUUUAAAUUUAUAUGGCUGUGGAAAAAUCAAUUAAAAUGAUUUGAGGAGAAAAA